AUGCUUGCCAAUUCAGCCAGUGUGCGGAUCCUCAUCAAGGGGGGCAAGGUGGUGAACGACGACUGCACCCACGAGGCAGAUGUCUACAUUGAGAAUGGCAUCAUCCAGCAGGUGGGCCGUGAGCUCAUGAUCCCCGGAGGGGCCAAGGUGAUUGAUGCCACCGGGAAACUGGUGAUCCCUGGAGGGAUUGACACCAGCACCCACUUCCACCAGACCUUCAUGAACGCCACAUGCGUGGACGACUUCUACCAUGGCACCAAGGCAGCACUCGUUGGAGGCACCACCAUGAUCAUUGGCCAUGUCCUUCCUGACAAGGAGACCUCCCUCGUGGAAGCCUAUGAGAAGUGCAGGGGUCUGGCUGACCCCAAGGUCUGCUGUGACUAUGCCCUCCAUGUGGGGAUCACCUGGUGGUCACCCAAGGUGAAAGCAGAAAUGGAGACACUAGUGCGAGAGAACGGGGUCAACUCUUUCCAGAUGUUCAUGACCUACAAGGACUUGUACAUGCUUCGGGACAGUGAGCUAUACCAAGUGUUUCAUGCCUGCAGGGACUUUGGGGCUAUCCCCCGAGUCCACGCUGAAAAUGGGGAGCUCGUGGCUGAGGGUGCUAAGGAGGCUCUAGAUUUGGGUAUCACAGGCCCAGAAGGAAUAGAAAUCAGCCGUCCAGAGGAGCUGGAAGCCGAAGCCACUCAUCGAGUCAUCACUAUUGCAAACAGGACUCACUGUCCCAUCUACCUGGUCAAUGUGUCCAGCAUCUCAGCUGGUGAUGUGAUUGCAGCUGCUAAAAUGCAAGGGAAAGUGGUGCUGGCUGAGACCACCAACGCACAUGCUACACUCACAGGCUUGCACUACUACCACCAGGACUGGUCCCACGCAGCCGCCUACGUCACGGUGCCUCCUCUGAGACUGGACACCAACACUUCCACCUACCUCAUGAGCCUGCUGGCCAAUGACACGCUGAAUAUUGUGGCAUCAGAUCACCGGCCAUUCACCACCAAGCAGAAAGCCAUGGGCAAGGAAGACUUCACCAAGAUCCCACAUGGUGUGAGCGGCGUGCAGGAUCGAAUGAGCGUGAUCUGGGAGAGGGGAGUGGUUGGAGGGAAGAUGGAUGAGAACCGCUUUGUUGCUGUCACCAGUUCCAAUGCAGCCAAGAUUCUCAACCUGUAUCCUCGCAAGGGCCGCAUCAUCCCCGGAGCCGACGCUGACGUGGUGGUGUGGGACCCAGAAGCCACAAAGACCAUCUCAGCCAGCACCCAGGUGCAGGGUGGAGACUUCAAUCUCUAUGAGAACAUGCGCUGCCAUGGCGUACCACUGGUCACCAUCAGCAGGGGACGUGUCGUGUAUGAGAAUGGCGUCUUCAUGUGUGCAGAGGGCACUGGCAAGUUCUGUCCCCUGCGGUCUUUCCCAGACAUUGUCUAUAAGAAGCUGGUGCAGAGAGAGAAGACCUUAAAAGUGAGGGGAGUGGACCGCACUCCCUACCUAGGGGACGUCGCUGUUGUUGUCCACCCUGGGAAAAAAGAGAUGGGAACACCACUGGCAGACACUCCCACACGGCCAGUCACCCGGCAUGGGGGCAUGCGGGACCUUCAUGAAUCCAGCUUCAGCCUUUCAGGUUCUCAGAUCGAUGACCACGUUCCAAAGCGGGCCUCAGCGCGGAUCCUCGCGCCCCCUGGAGGCAGGUCGAGCGGUAUUUGGUAA
This is a messenger RNA of Cricetulus griseus (Chinese hamster), 1695 nucleotides long. The record is from RefSeq and is a predicted model, not a curated record. Lineage: Eukaryota; Metazoa; Chordata; Mammalia; Rodentia; Cricetidae.